Ostertagia ostertagi is the source of this 420-nucleotide messenger RNA. The record is from the annotation of a GenBank genome assembly. Lineage: Eukaryota; Metazoa; Nematoda; Chromadorea; Rhabditida; Trichostrongylidae.
AUGAUGGAAGGGAUAAAAGCGAACAAGAGACCGGCAGACAUUAUGAGGGAGCGCUCAUUCUCCUUAUUAUAUCUCAUAGAAUGCUUGAUUUCAAGAGGUGCCGUGGUCAAAGAUCAGUUGUUGCUAGACAAAGCCGUAUGGAUUGACUUUCUCCAUGUCCUUAAUUACUGCUAUCGGGAUGGAAGAGAUGCGUUCACGAAGGAGUACGAGUUUGCUCGCGGAUACAGUGGGAAAGCGGAUCUUUCACUAGAAGAAAUCAGGGAAGGCUACCGAAGAGUGCGAAAGAUCGUCAUAACACAGACCAGAGUGAUCUAUGUUGUACCAGAAACUAUAAUGCCAACCGAGUGCUCAGAACCUCCGACCGAUGAUUCUUUUUGGGCGUGGUGGCGGGUAUCGUACACCGAUGCAUCCGCGUACCUC